GUCAUUGCUAUUUCUUUUGGAAUUAAAAACGAUUUCCUGUUAGAUUCCACUUUUCCCGUGAUCUAGCUGUUUCUUUAGUGGUUAUUUGACUUGUACAUAGUUUGCAUCUGUUGAGAAUCAUAGUUUACCUACAACAAGCAUCCAUUUCCACAAGAACACAUUAUUGCUCCCAGGGCCGAUAUCGGAAUCAAAGGUAUCAAGAACCCUCUACAUAUAAGAAUACCCACAUCAUAGACAGUUUUACAUAAUCAGACGCCUUCAACGCCAUAUGGUAAAUAUGAAUUAUAGCACAAAGUUCCCUUCCAAAAGUUUAUUUGUAUUCCUUGCACCAGUGUUAUACUUAACCAGUGAGUUUGUCAUUUCCCGAUUCUCCAAAUCGAGAGUCACUACUGGAUCGAAAAAGUUGACAAGUUCCCAAGGCUCUACUACUGCAUUUUUUGAUACUCCGAUCAACCACCAUACUUACAGAACUGGUUGGAUUCAAGAUCAUUUCUACAAUACUUCUAAUGUCAAGAAGUAAACCCAGAUGCAACUAAAGGUUAGUCUUGCUGGUUCAAGCUAGUUCAUCUAAUAGCAUAAACAUUUCAUGUGAUAUGUACUAAUAUACUUUUGCAUCUGACUGGAACAUAUGAAAUAGUAUAUAUCUGCUCUAUACUAUUAUAUGUUUCGUAUCUCCUGAUACUACAUGUUGUCACUUCCGAACAUUGAUACGAAUUUUUUUUGGCAUUAUUUUGUUUAUAUAUAUAUAUGUGUGUGUGUUGUUAUAAUACUUGGAAUUGUAACAUAGAACCAUUCUAAAUACACGUAAGUUUACGUAU
This is a messenger RNA of Spathaspora passalidarum NRRL Y-27907, 818 nucleotides long. RefSeq lists its product as uncharacterized. The transcript has a single exon. The record is from RefSeq and is a predicted model, not a curated record. The coding region runs from base 278 to 520 and encodes 80 amino acids. NCBI's taxonomy places the organism in Eukaryota, Fungi, Ascomycota, Pichiomycetes, Serinales, Debaryomycetaceae.